CGAGGCUAUGAAACACAGAGUCAGAAAAACGCACCUAAGGCAGUCAAUUUCCCCAAGCGAAUCUUUACUCAUGGCUGCCGGUUGGGUGGUCGCUGGUAGGUUCUCCUCCGACGCUCUCUCGGUUCUACCUCCUUCUCUGCUAGCGACUAUUUCACCCUAGGGCGACGUUGGUCCUGCCAAGGCCAACCAGCCGCGUUGUUUGUGCGAUGGAGACAAGUGGGUUGGAGGUUUGGGAGAAGUUUUCCGCAGGAAUCGUCGGGUGGUUUUGGAGUGGAAGUCUCGCCUGCUGUACUUUUGAUCUGAAAUGAAUGGAAGCGGAAGUCGCCAAACGCCCAAACCCACGAAGGCACGGACGGAAAUUGAAAAAGACGCCAGAAGGAAGUCGCCGAGAGAGAGUCGCCGCCGAUACCCAGACGCCGCCGCCCGCCUGCACGCUCCACUGCUCCACAGUCUAGCCGCUUCUCGCCAGACGCCGCCUCGACGGAAACUCUCCAGCCUCCAGGUCCAGGAUUCCAGGUGCGGAGUUUAUUAGGUACAACUCAAGAUUUUGGUACACCAUUUUGCUGCUAAUUAGUAAUCAAUCCGAACGUCAUUCUUGAGGGAUGACGCAACGCCCCUUCAUGAUAGAAAAUGGCGUUGGUGAUAAUGAAAAAAAAAGACGAGUACUUCAGGAUGUGGAGUCGACAGUUGGGGGUGACAUGAGUCAACUUCCAGAUGAAAUUCUUGAGUACAUUCUGAAUAAAUUGAUGCUUAGGGAUGCAGUUAGAGCAAGUUUGGUAUCAUCUAGAUGGAGGCAUCAUGUUCUGUCCCGACCUUGCCUUAUUUUCAAAACAUGUAGCAUGUUCAAAAUUGAGGGAGCCUCAGAAGAGAAAUGUGUUUGUUCAGAAUACAAAGAUCGAUUUGUACGAGCUGUAUAUGACUUCCUUGCUUCAUAUAAAGGCGUGCGAAUGAAAAAGUUGUCUGUUCAUUUCUGCCUGAAGACUGUUUCCAAGAACGUCGUCUCAGACUGGAUGAGUUUAGCUUGUGGUUUAGGUGUGGAAGAUGUUGUGUUUGAAUUAUAUUGUGAAAAUUUGGAAUCCAAAGUGCGAUCGCGUAGUACUCGGCUUCUGGAGAUUUUCCCAAGUCAACAACCGAUUGUUUUAAAGUAUCUAAGACUAUCUGGCUGUGAUGCUUUUGCAGUCAGUCUGUUCACCCGGCUAGAGACCCUCAACCUUUAUUACACGUCUUUGGAUUCUCAUGUUAUGGAGAGUGUGCUCUCAUCGGGUUUAGUAAAUCUUAAGACGUUAAGAUUUCAACACUCCAAAUUGCCUCCCUAUUUAAUCCUUAACUCACUCCCCAACCUACAAUAUUUAGUGGCUUUUUUUUGCUCUGGAUUGGAAAAAAUUGACGUGGCUAGUCUUAAGCUCAAAAAGUUGAAUGUUCAGUGCAAUAGGACUGUUUCAGUGGGGCUCACGCGGGUUCCCAACUUGAUACUAUUGAGUUACUUGGUGCAUGAUGGUCCCAGCAUAUGCCACAUUUUUUCCAAGCUCCCACAAAUUCUUCCUUAUUUGGAAAUUUUGCAUGUGGCCUCUAGUUGCAACUGGGUUGAGUACAUGCCAGAAAGCGUAGCUACAUUCUCCAAACUUAGGAAACUAAAACUGCCAAUGGCCUCCAAAGUGGAAGAUAUCAUGUUUAAGAUUGUCCAGUUUCUGAAAUCUUGCCCUAUACUCUCUAAACUGACCAUUAGGUUUAAAUCGAGCUCACGAGAGGACAAGGAACAUGAGAAGCUGGAGUGCAUUGAUGAUGAUUACCAUCAUAAGGAACAUGAGAAGUUGGAGUGCAUGGAUGAUGAUUACCAUCAUAAACAUUUGGAGUCGAUUGAAAUCCAUGGAUUUGCAUGCACCAAAAAUCAGAUCGAGUUUUGCAAGUAUUUACUGAAACUUGCCCCUUGCAUGAAGAAGUUAAUAUUACCACAUUGUCCACAAGAGUGCAAACAUCAAGUGAGUGAAGAAGAGCGUGAAUCUAUAAUAAAUGCAUUGAAACCAUUUUUAAAGGGUGUGAAACUGCUUGUCUUUUAAUUUGAGGAAAUAAACAACUCGUAUGUCUUCCUUUCUUAAGCGGGAUGGUUCUGAUCUGGGAUGGAGGAACUUUUUUUGUGUGGAAACAGAACACACUUCUAUAUUAUUUACAUUCAACCAUGUUCUCUACUCACUAUGUACUAAAUUUGUGACAAUUCU
Messenger RNA from Cuscuta campestris, 2216 nucleotides. The record is from the annotation of a GenBank genome assembly. NCBI's taxonomy places the organism in Eukaryota, Viridiplantae, Streptophyta, Magnoliopsida, Solanales, Convolvulaceae.